Molecule: messenger RNA, 4920 nt
Organism: Silurus meridionalis
Lineage: Eukaryota; Metazoa; Chordata; Actinopteri; Siluriformes; Siluridae
Product: desmoglein-2
Exons: 14
Coding region: 38-3454 (1138 amino acids)
Biological process (GO): homophilic cell-cell adhesion
Cellular component (GO): desmosome; plasma membrane
Molecular function (GO): calcium ion binding
Source: RefSeq, a predicted model, not a curated record
AAGAGUUGUUGCUACUAACUGCAGGUCCUCAGUGAUCAUGGCUUUCCUCAAGCUUGGAAGACUAUGUUUCCUCCUGCUCAUGUUCAUGACCGUGGCAACAACGGCAAGUGGAUUCAAGAGAAAGAAGCGAGAGUGGAUUCUCCCACCAACAAAACUCAGAGAGAAUGUCGACUACACAAGGCAGGAGUUCAUUGCAAAGAUCCGGUCUGAUAAAGAUACUGAAGGCAAACCAUUUGAGUACAGCCUGCGAGGGCAUGGUGCUGACAAGGAGCCAUUUAACCUGUUUGUUGUCAACCCUAAAAAUGGCUAUGUCAGAAUCACAGGCAUUCUGGACAGAGAGAAAGUAUCACAGUACAACCUGACUGGGAUUGCUAAGUACAAAGAUGGGAGUCUGGCCGAGGAAGAAAUCCUGCUGAAAAUCCAGGUUGAAGAUGAGAAUGACAAUCCACCAAAGUUCAAGUUCUUUAAAGGGGCUGUGAGAGAAUGCAGCAAAAUAGGAACUGCUGUCAUGAAAAUAACUGCAGAGGAUGCAGAUGAACAGGGAACAGCCAAUGCCAAAAUUGCAUACAGUAUACUGAAGCAACUUCCAGAAAACACUGGCACCAUGUUCAGCAUUGACAGAGAUUCCGGGAAGGUCUAUGUUAAAGAACACACCCUGGAUCGAGAGGUGUUUGAUUCAUACACUUUAGUCGUGCAAGGUGUAGAUAUGGACGGAGCACCAAAUGGUAACACGGGAACUGGUACGGUGGAGAUUAAAGUUUUGGACAUCAAUGACAAUGUUCCUACUCUUGAAAAAGACGAGUAUGCUGGUGCUAUUGAUGAAGGUGCAAUUGAUGUGGUUGUGAUGAGAAUCAAAGCUCUGGAUAAAGAUUUGAAGAAUACCGAUAACUGGCUGGCCGUCUUUGACAUUGUCAAGGGUAACGAAGAUGAAAUCUUCAGUAUAGAAACAGACCCCAAAACAAAUGAGGGCAUUUUAAAGCUUAUCAAGCCUGUGGAUUAUGAAAAGGUCAAAAUGCUGGAUCUUGGCUUGGCCAUUUCAAACGUAGCACCUUUUAUAAACGGAACAGCACUGUCCUUGGGUAUCAGUUUAAAUUUGGACGGUCCUGAAGGACCUGGAAUCAGUGCUGGGGCAGGAGCUGGGGCAGGAGCUGGGGCAGGGGUAGGAUUAGGAGUAGGUGUAGAUGCAGAUGUAGAUCUAGAAGCAGGGUUAGGAUUAGGGGUUGGAGUGGGUGCAAAUGCAGGAGUGGAUGCUGGAUUAGAUGCAGGUCUUGGAGUAGAUGCAGACUUAGAUGUUGGAGCAGGUGCUGGUGUUGGAGUUAAACCUGGUGUCAAACCUGAUGCCAAGCCUGGCGCUAAACCUGAUGGCAAGCCUGGCACCAAACCUGGAACUAAACCUGGAUCUAAACCAGACAAAAAGCCAACAGCAGGAGGAAAAAGUUAUCCAAUAAAAAUCAGCGUAAAUAACUUGCCUGAAGGCCCAGGCUUUACACCAACAACGAAGGAGCUGCCUGUGUCAGAGGACCCAGAAGAACUACAUGUUCCCAUGGUCAUUGGUUCCUUUCCUGCCAUGGAUCUUGAUACUGGAGAAGUUGCUGAAAAUGUCAGGUAUGCAAAAGGAUAUGAUCCAGACAACUGGCUAUCCAUUGAUGAGGAGACAUCAGAAAUUAAACUGGUGAAGAUGCCAGAUCGAGAGUCAAAGUCCCUGGUUAAUGGAUCCUACAUCGCAAAGAUCCUCUGCAUGACACAAGAUGUGCCACCGAAGACAGCUACUGGAACAAUAUCUCUCAAGGUCAAGGAUUCAAAUGACCAUUGUCCUUCCCUGACCAGCACCUACCAGAGUAUCUGUUCUGAUUCUAAUGUGGUAAAUGUGACUGCUUUUGAUGAGGAUGUCUAUCCCAAUGGCAAACCUUAUAAAUUUGUUCUGGUUGAGGAGGAGACUCGUGGGAAAUGGGAGAUGGUAACUCUAAAUGAAACAACGGUGAGCUUCAUUGCCAAGGAGCCUCUCUGGCAAGGAUUUUAUGAACUUAGUUUGGAGAUUUUCGACAAACAGGGUUUGGGAUGUAAAGACAAACAAAAACUUCAAAUAGAGGUGUGCACCUGUGAAAAAAGUGGUUUAUGUAAUCUCAAUCUGGCCCAUCAGCGUGACUCUUCAGCCAAAGUGGGGUUUCCAGCCAUCGGAGUGCUUAUUGGAGUGCUAAUUCUGCUCAUGUUUAUUCCACUGUUGCUGUUAUUCUGCCAAUGUGGGACAUAUGGGGAAUUCUCAGAGCUGCCUUUCGAUACGAAAGAAUAUCUUAUCGAAUACCACACUGAAGGCAACGGGGAAGACAAGUCGCUGCCUCUGAUGUCCGCUCCUCUUGUGGCAGACCAACAAACUGUAGGAACUGUAGAAGCUGUUUGUAGCUCUCUUAACAAGGCCUCCAUGGUGCAAACUGCACAGAGCUUCGACACCAGAGUGCUCAGUAACGAGAUGAAUAGAGGGGUUAUGGAGAUGGACAACACAUUUGGAUAUCAACACAACACAAUGCAAGCUCAGCACGCCCUAAUGUCAACACACAGAAACACUCUCCACUCGGCAUCAUUUCGCCACAAGGUGCAUAGUGUUUAUGAUGAGAUGGCACUGCCGGAUGGGUUUCUCUUCGGAUAUUUCUCCCAGAAAGCAAGGUUUCUGGCUAGCGGUCCAGCUGACAGUAUGCUGAUGUUUAAUGAUGAAGGUCAAGACUCUCCUGUUGAAUCCUUAGAAUGCUGUAGUAUACUUGAGACUGAUAAUGACCUGGGUUUUCUCAAUGACCUGAACCAAAAAUUUAUGCAUUUAGCAUCAAUUUGCAGUCCACCACCACCCAAAUUAGAGCCACCCAAAUUAGAGCCACCAGAAUUAGAGCCACCAAAAUUAGAGCCACUCCUUAAAGUUGAACAAACUGUCCAGUCAUUGGAGACCAGCAUCAAAAGCAAGAGUUCUGUAGUGAGUAAUGCAGUUCAGGUUGUGAAAUCUGAUCAGCCUCCACCACAGCAGAGCACGGUUACAAAUGUUACCGAAACAAUCAAUGAAUCGAGCAACGUAAGUAUGACUCCUACACUGCUUAUGCAACAACAGCCGUUAUACUGCCUGGUGGAACAUCAGGCACCAAGUACUGUGUUUUUUGCUGAAGAGCCUGCACAGGGAAUGUACCUUAUAAAUGGGCUUGCAGGAGCUCAAGGGUUAAUUCUCCAGGGUGGUAAUAUACUACAGAACACUGUAGAACAACAAGGAAUGUAUUUAAUUGAUGGGAUGCCAAUGUUACAAGGUAAUUUAAUGUUUGGCAGCACUCCAAAUCUCGUCAAUGCAGGCAGUUUAGCUGUCCCUCCUAUGCUAGUGCAGGGAGAGAAAGGUGGCCCACAACAACCAGGGGAAUCGGAGAGCAAAACUGAUGCAGAUGCUGGAAAACCAGCAAAGUUGCAGCGUAAACCAAAGAAAUGAACAUGUACACUGACUUGCCAGUUUAAUAGAUACAUCCUUUAUCCUCACACCAACUGAACAUAUUCCCUUGUUUUAUACUGUAUAUCAAGCAAAUUCUUUCAAAUGUUUUUUGGAAAAUCAGGGUAGUGUGGAAUGGUACUGCAUAUCUGAACAUGAAGUUCUUCAUGGCAUCCAUUCUACAGUGAAUGCUGCCUUGUCACUUGCAGCACAUCAAAGUAUCUCAUUAACAAGACAUUUGCAACAUCGUUUAAAUGAGGUAGAAAACAUGCCUGUUCCAAUAUUCCAGUUCAAUACGAUGUCAUUCUCAUUAUAACGAUACAAGGGUUAUGAAGUUUAGCAAAAGUCAAUUGACAAAAGACAGAAAUAUGUGCCUAGACAGUGAAUCCAUGAUCAUCAGUCAAAACAUUAGAACCGCUUGUCUAAUAUUGCGUAGGUCUCACUUUUGCCAUCAAAACAGCUCUGACCCAUCAAGACACGUACUCCGCAUAACCUCGAAAGGUGUGCUGUGGGGUUUAACAACAUUGCAGAAGAUCCUGUUUUAAGAUAAGGCUCUUAAAUAUGCCAGGCUUGUUUGCCCAGAACAUCCCACAGAUGCUUGAUCAGAUUAAAGUCAAGACCUUUGUCAUUUCCUCAACAUUGUUUAGAUCCAUUAACUUGCUCAUUUUUUCUGCUUCCAACAUAGAGAACUGACUGUCCCUUGCUCCCACCGUAUAUAUAUUGACAGGUGGCAAUUUAAUGCGAUUAUCAAUGUGUCAAAGUGUACAGUGAAAUAAAUUAGCAUUAUUAUUCAUGCAAAAGCAUGCAAUAUGCAUUUCUGUCCAAUGCCUCCAGAGGAUAAUGCUGAUUUAAAGAUUACAGGAGGCACAACACACCUAUAAACUGGCAUCCAUGCUAUUUGCCUUCGCUGAACACCUUUUCGAUAUACAAGAGCAGUUAUAUGGCAAAGGUAGCACAGUAAUACAGAGGGUAGCAUUGGUUCUUUACAGCUUCAAGCUCCCUGGUUCCAUCCUGAGCUCAGGUUAUGGUUUGUAUGGAGUGUCUGUUCAUAUUCUCUUCAUGUUUGCAUUGGUUCCCUUCGGGUUCCUUCAAUACUCAAACAAAUGCCAUUAUGUGGAUUAGAUUAAGAUAAAUUCCCCCUUAGGUAUGCAUCAGGCCCUAUGAUGGACUGGUGUCCCAGGAUUCCUUCUGGAUUCACAAAUGUAUGUGAGGAUGUGAGUUAUAUGGCUAAUAUACACAUUUUUCGCUAUUUAACGUAUUUAACGCUGUCUGAACACAUGCUUCAAUAGAAAUUAUUAUGCAUGAGAGAAAUCUGACAUUUUCUACAAAGUUGAUAACAUGAUCCAUAUCACACAUUUGCUUACAUUCAAAUUGAGACCUAGAAGUAGUACAAAGUUAUUAAAUAGUAUUAAAUGUAAUAAUAUAAAUAUACUUCUAUAAAUAUAAUAUUAUUAUUAAAUAUUAUAUUU